CCAGGUUGCACUUUCUGUCAGUCCAGGGCUCCAGUUUUGCCGGAGAAGUGAGAGAGAAAGAGCAGUGAGAGAGAGAGGGGAGAGAGAGCGAACGAAGGGGGUUGACAGGUUUUAUCCCCAUCCCACACUUUUAUAAAGUGGUGGGUAACAAUUAAUUUCUCUGGUUGUAAAACCUCAUAACUGGAGAACUACCUACUGCACCAAGCCACGCAUUACCGGAUAGACGUGUCCUAAACGUAUCUUUGUUUUGUUCUCUUCUCCUGAAGAGUCUCCUGUUUGGUGAGGAUGGAGAAUGCACACGCAAAAGAUUCGGAAGAGGUCGUGUCAUACUUUGGUGUCGACCAGACCACCGGCCUCACACCAGAACAGUUCAAGAAGAACCUGGCCAGAUAUGGUCACAACGAGCUCCCAGCUGAGAUUGGUAAGACCAUCUGGGAGUUGGUCGUAGAGCAGUUUGAGGAUCUGUUGGUCAGAAUCCUUCUGCUGGCUGCCUGCAUCUCUUUUGUGCUGGCCUUGUUUGAGGAAGGUGAGGAAACAGUCACAGCCUUUGUGGAACCCUUAGUCAUCCUCCUCAUUCUCAUUGCUAAUGCCAUCGUUGGUGUCUGGCAGGAGCGCAAUGCAGAGAGCGCCAUCGAGGCUCUGAAGGAGUAUGAGCCUGAGAUGGGGAAGGUUUAUCGGUCGGACAGGAAGAACGUCCAGAUGAUCAAGGCCAGGGAGAUCGUCCCUGGAGAUGUGGUGGAGGUGUCCGUUGGUGACAAAGUCCCCGCUGACAUCAGACUCGUCAAAAUAAACUCUACUACUCUGCGUGUUGACCAGUCCAUCCUCACCGGUGAGUCUGUCAGUGUGAUUAAGCACACCGAUGCCGUCCCAGACAUGAGAGCUGUCAACCAGGACAAGAAGAACAUGCUUUUCUCUGGCACCAACAUCGCUUCAGGCAAGGCUAUCGGCAUAGCCGUGGCGACUGGUGUCUCUACUGAGAUCGGGAAGAUCCGCGACCAGAUGGCUGCGACAGAGCAGGAGAAGACCCCCCUGCAGGCCAAACUGGACGAGUUCGGAGAGCAGCUCUCCAAGGUCAUCUCCCUGAUCUGUGUUGCCGUGUGGAUGAUCAACAUUGGCCACUUCAACGACCCCGUUCAUGGAGGCUCCUGGAUCCGCGGGGCCGUCUACUACUUCAAGAUCGCUGUGGCCCUGGCUGUGGCUGCCAUUCCUGAGGGUCUGCCCGCUGUGAUCACCACUUGCCUGGCUCUGGGUACCCGCCGUAUGGCCAAGAAGAAUGCCAUCGUCCGCUCCCUGCCCUCUGUGGAGACCCUGGGCUGCACCUCCGUCAUCUGCUCCGACAAGACCGGCACCCUCACCACCAACCAGAUGUGUGUCACCAAGAUGUUCAUUAUUGACAAAGUGGACGGAGACAGCGUUUCUCUGGGUUCUUUUGACAUCUCCGGUUCCAAGUACACUCCCGAGGGAGAAGUUACUAAGAACGGUGCGUUAGUGAAGUGUGGCCAGUAUGAUGGCUUGGUGGAGCUGUCCACCAUCUGUGCUCUGUGCAAUGACUCCUCUAUGGACUACAACGAUACUAAGGGAAUCUAUGAGAAGGUGGGCGAGGCCACUGAGACCGCUCUGUGCUGCCUGGUUGAGAAGAUGAAUGUGUUCAACACUGAAGUGCGCGGCCUGUCCAAGCCCGACAGAGCCAACGCCUGUUGCUCUGUGAUCAAGCAGCUGAUGAAGAAGGAGUUCACCCUGGAGUUCUCCAGAGACAGGAAGUCCAUGUCAGUGUUCUGCUCCCCAGCCAAGUCCUCUAAGGCUGCUGUCGGCAACAAGAUGUUCGUCAAGGGCGCUCCCGAGGGUGUUAUUGAGAGGUGUGCAUAUGUGCGCGUUGGUACCACACGUGUGCCCUUGUCCGAGCCUGUCAAGAACAAGAUCAUGGCUGUGAUCAAGGAGUGGGGUACCGGCCGUGACACCCUGCGUUGUCUGGCACUGGCCACCCGCGACACACCCCUCCGCAUGGAAGAGAUGAACCUCGAAGACGCCACCAAGUUCGGCGACUACGAGACUGACCUUACCUUCGUGGGCUGCGUGGGCAUGCUGGACCCCCCUCGUAAGGAGGUCAUUGGAGCUAUUGAGCUGUGCAGGGCUGCUGGCAUCCGUGUCAUCAUGAUCACUGGUGACAACAAGGGAACAGCCGUGGCUAUCUGCCGUCGUAUUGGCAUCUUCACCGAGGAUGAGGACACUACUGGCCGAGCCUUCACUGGCCGUGAGUUUGACGACCUGCCCCUCCACGAGCAAAAAAAAGCCGUCCGCAAGGCCUGUUGCUAUGCCCGCGUUGAGCCCUCUCACAAGUCCAAGAUCGUUGAGUUCUUGCAAGGCUUCGAUGAGAUCACCGCCAUGACCGGAGAUGGGGUGAACGAUGCCCCCGCCCUGAAGAAGGCCGAGAUCGGCAUCGCCAUGGGCUCUGGCACUGCCGUUGCCAAGUCUGCCUCUGAGAUGGUCCUGGCCGACGACAACUUCUCUUCCAUCGUGGCAGCCGUCGAGGAGGGCAGAGCCAUUUACAAUAACAUGAAGCAGUUCAUCCGUUACCUCAUCUCCUCCAACGUUGGUGAGGUCGUCUGUAUCUUCCUGACCGCUGCCCUGGGUCUGCCGGAGGCUCUGAUCCCUGUCCAGCUGCUGUGGGUCAACUUGGUGACUGAUGGUCUCCCUGCCACUGCCCUGGGCUUCAACCCCCCUGACCUGGACAUCAUGGGCAAGCUGCCCCGUUCCCCCAAGGAGCCCCUCAUCUCUGGAUGGCUGUUCUUCAGAUACCUCGCCAUUGGAGGCUACGUUGGUGUUGCAACUGUUGCUGCUGCCGCCUGGUGGUUCCUCUACAGUGAGGACGGCCCUGGUGUGUCUUUCUACCAGUUGUCCCACUUCAUGCAGUGCCACGAGGAAAACGAGGACUUUGUCGGCGUCCACUGCGAGGUGUUUGAGGCCGCUCCCCCUAUGACCAUGGCCCUGUCUGUGUUAGUCACCAUCGAGAUGUGCAAUGCCCUCAACAGUUUGUCUGAGAACCAGUCCCUGCUGCGCAUGCCCCCCUGGAGCAACCUGUGGCUGGUUGGAGCCAUGUCCCUCUCCAUGUCACUCCACUUUGUGAUAAUUUACGUGGACCCCAUGCCCAUGAUCUUUAAAUUGACCCACUUGAACGUGGAAAAAUGGAUGGUGGUGCUCAAGCUCUCGAUCCCGGUCAUCCUCAUUGACGAGGUCCUCAAGUUUGUGGCCCGCAAUUACCUGGAGGUUGCUGAUGACAAUCUAGUAAGCAAGAAGUGGGACUAAAAGAACACCAGGAGUAUAAAGGAGAGAAAAGAAUAAGAGGAAGGGUGGAAGCACUUCCCAGAAAACCAGAGCGCAGACCAUCACUAGAAGUGAGAGAAAAAAGUCCAACAAGAUCAAAGAAUGAAACAAAAGCCACCAGAAAAUUUUAACAAAAAAAAAAAAAAAAAAAGUAAAAUAAAAAAUAUAUAUUUCUUUGUGUAUGUAUUGAAAUUAAGUUAAUAUAAGAAAGUGUUAUGAACAAUAUAUUCAAAUUAUUCUGACUAUUCUUAAAAAAUAAAAACUGUAUUAAAAGAGAAUACAAGAGUGGCUGGUUAAUUGUUUUUGGUUUGAUUCCCAGUAUCUCAUACUUGCUUACGGUUGAUGAGAAGCAUCUUCGCCUUCACUUAUGAGUCCUUUGGUGUCUGUGGAGAUCAACCAUGGAUUUACAGCUGCAGGGCAGGAAUAGCCCUGUGAGCAUGCCUCAGGUGGCUAGGUCUUCUAUACUGGAUGGAUUGAUCUUGCACCUCUUCAGAGUGGUUUUAAUUCAUUCCUGCAUCCGUUUCUUCUGGCCACCAGCAGAGCGUUGGCCUUCAUGUGGCCGUUGAGCACUUUCGGCAGAUGUCGGCCCUCUAGGACGCGACCAAGCCAUCUUAGUUGGUGAUUGUUUAAGAUGGACUGCAUGCUACCACUGCCAGCCCAUUUCAGUACCUCCGUGUGGUGUACUGCAUCCUGCCAGGUAACACAGAGGAUCUUCUUGAGGCCCUUUAUUUGGAAGGCCUCCAGGGUUUUCAUGUGCCAACUAAGGGAUCCAUGCUUCACCGCUGUAUAACAGGGUGGACACACACACACCUCUCACUCCGCAAACAAUUACACAAGAAAAACAUGAUCCUGCAAUGAGUAGUUUUUCAAUGUAUAUUUAUAUAUUAAGACAAUUAGUAUCAACAAGAGAAUGCAAAAUUCAUUCACAGGUUUCUUCUCUUAUUCUUCAUUUUAAAAAGUGGUAAAGUCUAAAAAAGGUAUAAAGGUAAUUGUGUCACUGGAUUGGUUGUUUAGAGUUUUUAGUGUUACUCGCUGGUAUCAACAAGGGCAGUGCUUUUAGAUCAAUGAUUGGAAGUCAAGCAAAGUGCCCACUGGUCCUGAGAGGUGGGUGAGUGUGUGCAUUUCCAUGUGUCAGAAGUAUCAUAACUUACAGUAGAUACUGGCCUAUUUUCAACAUAUUGCAUUUCAGUGACUUCCACUAAAGCAGUAAUGGAGUGUUUCUCAUCACAUCCGACUGGCGGGAAUGUCGAGUCAGGAACUUCAAUACAAAUAUUCAAGUUCUCAUGAGUCCAGUUAAAAAAGGGGGUUAAGGCCAGUCUUCGAAUGAAUGUUUGGUCAUUGAACAUGAGAAAAUACAUUUUUUAAACUCCCAAAUAUGGAAUGAUGUGGAGGGCGCUCAAGCAACAAGUCAA
Oncorhynchus nerka (sockeye salmon) is the source of this 4733-nucleotide messenger RNA. RefSeq names its product sarcoplasmic/endoplasmic reticulum calcium ATPase 1-like. The transcript has 24 exons. Gene Ontology annotation, cellular component: membrane. Lineage: Eukaryota; Metazoa; Chordata; Actinopteri; Salmoniformes; Salmonidae. Gene Ontology annotation, biological process: intracellular calcium ion homeostasis; calcium ion transmembrane transport. The record is from RefSeq and is a predicted model, not a curated record. The coding region runs from base 286 to 3303 and encodes 1005 amino acids. Gene Ontology annotation, molecular function: ATP hydrolysis activity; ATP binding; P-type calcium transporter activity.